Molecule: messenger RNA, 528 nt
Organism: Penicillium angulare
Lineage: Eukaryota; Fungi; Ascomycota; Eurotiomycetes; Eurotiales; Aspergillaceae
Exons: 2
Coding region: 1-528 (175 amino acids)
Source: RefSeq, a predicted model, not a curated record
AUGAACGGUCCCGGUGUUGUCUGCCGCGACAUGAUUGGCGAUCCAUUCGACAGCAUCGUCCAGCUCAUGGUUCAGGACCGGUGGGGACAUUGCAUCGACCGCCAGAACCGUCCUCGGGACAUCUGCGACACCAAGUGUCUCCGCAGGGACAUCUGCGACAACAAGAGUCUCCGCAGGGACAUCUGCGACAACAAGAGUCUCCGCAGGGACAUCUGCGACAACAAGAGUCUCCGCAGGGACAUCUGCGAAACCAAGAGUCUCCGCAGGGACAUCUGCGAAACCAAGAGUCUCCGCAGGGACAUCUGCGACACCAAGAGUCUCCGCAGGGACAUCUGCGACAACAAGAGUCUCCGCAGGGACAUCUGCGACACAAAGAGUCUCCGCAGGAGACAGCUGCGAAACCAAGCCCCUCUAGCAAUGUGCAAGCACCUCUACGUGGUGCUAGGGACCAGUAUUCAUCUCCCAUCUCCCAUGGGGACUGAAGAAGCCAAGACUUGCACAGUAGAUAGACUAAAGCAUGAGCCAUAG